Molecule: messenger RNA, 2316 nt
Organism: Phycomyces blakesleeanus NRRL 1555(-)
Lineage: Eukaryota; Fungi; Mucoromycota; Mucoromycetes; Mucorales; Phycomycetaceae
Exons: 5
Coding region: 1-2316 (771 amino acids)
Biological process (GO): maintenance of protein location in cell cortex; establishment of mitochondrion localization; microtubule cytoskeleton organization
Cellular component (GO): mitochondrion; cell cortex
Molecular function (GO): phospholipid binding; tubulin binding
Source: RefSeq, a predicted model, not a curated record
AUGAGCUCUACAAUAAUUUCUCCAGAAAAUACAUCCUCUACCCCCUCGUUUUCUCGAUCACGUUCCAAAAGAAAUUCACUAUUAUUUAUCAACAGCGUAAAUAUUGCUCCCUCACGCUCGUCUUCCACUUCUUCUUCCGCCUCUUUUGGGCGUACUGCACCAGCUCAUUUACCCAGUCCGUCUUCCAAACUCGCGCUUAGCAUGAGAAAAAGAUUGCAGAGGUCUACAUCAGAAGGACCAGAAGUAGAUCGCAAUCCGGCUGAAAUAAUGCUUGGCAAGACCAUGGGAAAGGAGUUUCUGACCGAGGUUCAUAAAAUUCAGCGUCUUUUGAAAGAAUCUCAGGAAAAUUCUGCUCUCCUCGAGACGGACAAGACAAAUGGCCAACAAAAAAUUGACCUUUUAUCUCGACAACUUCGUCAAAAGUGUAUAGCUGAAGAACGAUUAAAAGAGGAGAUUUGGGAUCUUGAAUUAGCAAAGCAAGAAUUAACACAACAGAUACAAGAAUUGUCCCAAAGUCUGAUACGAUCGCGACUAGAUCAAGCUCGUGUCAAACGACAAGAGGGUCUUAUAAGCCAAGAAUUAGAACUCCUCAAAGCUUCUCACGAGAGCUGGUCAAAAUCCAUCGAAAAGACACAGCACAACUAUGAGCAUGAACUAGCCUCUUUGCGCCAAACACUAGAAGGUGUCCGACAAGAGAGAGACAACCUUGCCCGAGAACUAGAGCAGUAUAAAGCAUCUAUACCUACCAAACCCAGCCCCACAGUACCACAAUCCAUCUCACCAGAAACCUCCAGCACCUUAUCACACACACCGGAGAAAGAAACCUUGGUGUCAACUACGACAAACAAACGGCAGAACAAGAAGAGAACAAAUUCAUUGCUCGAGGUCGAAACUCUGAGGGUUUCGCUAGCUCACUCCCAUUCUGUCGUUCAAGCCCUUCAUCAAAAAUUAGAGAAGGAAAGGCUUGAGAGAUCAGAGAUCGAUGCGCUCUUGCGGGAAUCUCAAGAGACGAUUGAGAACUUUUGCAAGCUACCUAGAACAACUAGAUUAGAAAGCUGGACUGAUUCGUCUGCAGACAGCACUGUCGAGGAACCUCUGAAUGACACAUACAACAUUUCGUAUUACAAUGACGAUAAUAACCUAGACUCGUCUAUUCCGCCACUUCUUAUCCGCUCUCGAUCCCUGGGUGAUGAACUCUUUUUAGCAGAUGCGAUGUCUAGAAAACCUAGAUGCCCUACUGUUUCUGAAACUGAGCAUAUCUACCAACCAGUAGAAGACGAAGAAGGAGAAGAAGAAACAUACCGUGGCAGCGCAACCAUAGAACGUAUUGAUUUUUUGGACACGAAAGAUAAAGAAGAUGUCAAAUCCUGGACCCACUGCGAACUACCGGCAAUAUCCCAUCCUCCAUCCCAGGUGGUGUAUCCUCGACCCUGGUUUGAGAACGAACAGUCUGUAAAAGAGGGAUGUGGCUCAGUCAUGGUGGAUCCUGGAACUUUUAUGUACGAAUCGGACCAGUCAUCCAAACAACACAGACACUCGGUCUCCAAGAAUCGGUCUCAAAAGCAUACGCCACACAUAGGGUCAGAAGAACAAGAGGCUGUAUCCACACAGAGUAUUCCAACUGUUGCGCGGACAAUGAUUGGUGAUUGGAUGCUUAAAUACACUCGUAAGCGUGUAGGGCAGGGAAUCUCUGAAAAGAAGCAUCGUCGUUUCUUUUGGAUCCACCCCUAUAGUAUGACGCUCUAUUGGUCAACCCAAGAACCAGGCACUCGAGGAGGUCCAUCUGAUGCCAAGAGUGCACUUGUUGAGUCUUUCAAGGUGGAUUCUAAUCCUGUUGAAGCACAAACAAAAGAGCCACCAAGUCUAACCAUCAACACCUUGACACGUAAUCUCAAGAUUCAGUGCUUAAGUCAUGAGACUCAUGCGGUCUGGAUAAAGUCUCUUUAUUACUUGUUAAACAAGACCCGUAAAAAUAUCCCGUCGUGUACCCCUUCUUAUCUACUGCCCCCUACUUCAAAGGCAUCCAACAACUCUUCUGACUACAAUGCCAAGAGUCACCGAGAGAAGCAGAGACGUAUAUAUACAUUAUCUCAAUGCAUCGAGGUUGAGGAUAUCCGCAAAUCGAUAGACUACAACUCGACCAGAGAUACAACAGAUACCACAGAUUCGAGCUAUCUUAACAGAGAGCUAAACGAACUGACUGCUGUAUCUGAUCCUAUUCCGAGGAACCGCUCGAACGAAAAGAGUUUACGCUGUCGUCUAUCUCGUCGAUUCCAAGAUAUUGCACUCCCUAAACAUUUUGAAAGGACACUUUAA